GCUCACACAAUUUUGUUAUCGUUUUUCUCAGCGACGCCACAACAAGUUUUACUGUGACAUAUUGUACCUAAAGUAGAUCCGAGUUUACAAAGGGAAAUGGUUUUUCGUAGGCACUCGACGUUUAAGCAGUAGAGGCACUAGAUGAUUAGAAGUAGAGUUCUUGUUAUAUCAGGACUGGCAAUCUCCUCUUCUUGUUCUUGCUCACUGUACCGAUAAAGUAGUUUUGACGUAGUAAGUAGAUGGGCAACGCGCAAGGCGGCCCGGGCGGUGGCCCGCCCGGUGAUGGAAAAGACGGGAAGAAGGGCGAAGGCAGUAACCAACACGGAACCGUGAAAGUAGACCGGGCUUCUGAACAUGCGGUUUUCGUCGUCUUUGCUACCGCUCCUUGCAUAUUUCUUAGCUGAUACGAGGGUGUUCUUUGUUGCUUUGCAUCAACACGUGGUCCGCCGCGUGUAAAUAAAACAAAAAGUAGUGGCAACACAGCAAGGACAAAUGCAAUUUGAGUACGUAUCAAUUGAGAUGGUUAUUUCCAUACAAAAUGAUUAAAACUAUAUCGCAACAAACACGUCGGAAGAAAACGACGAAAACUACGAGACAAACGAUGCAGCCCAGCUAGAGGCAUGCUUGGUCUUCUUAGUUUUUCACUUCCAUACCGCAGAAGGAAAAGAAGCGAUACGAACCACCGCAGCCAUUCGGGCGGAAGGGCAAGAAAAAGCACAAGGGCGUAUCCUGCGUAAACAUGUUGAUUUCCUUGUCUCUCUGUCCCCACCACACGACCAGAGUAAUCGUCUGAAUGCAACUAUCCUGCUCUAGAUCUAAUACGACUAUGAGGAGAUAAUUGAAGCUCACCCUAAUAUGGUGAGUUACGGUGAUCUCAAGUGUCACAGUAGAUGAAGUGCAAACUCCCGAGAUAGAUUGGAAUUGCUGCACUGCACUGGUAGAGGGCACUGCGAGUUUUUUUUUUGUGUUUGUGUGGUUGGGACGCAGAACUGGAAGUGGUUACUCAGUAUAGGCCAGUUCGGGCACCGAAACGCUCUCAAAAGUCCCACAAAUUUUUCCCAACGCGAAAUGCAGGCUGAGGCUACUGAAACAGGUACGAAUUCAUGUUGACAAGUGCGGAUAUACUUAAACUUACUUAAAAGUUAUCCAUCCCUAGUGUUGGCUGAUUUGAUUUUGAAUUUUAGUUUCUGUAUGUGCUGAUCUUCAUCUGAUGAAUGGAUAAGAUUUCUACGGACUUUUGUCCGUGUUUGGACGCAGAGCAACAAAAACAAAAAUAGGAACGGCUGAAGGACUACCUCAUGAUGGAGGAGGAAUAUAAGAGAGUGCGCAAACAUACUUUCGCUCCUUCUUCUUUUGCAGGGCACGAACAGCUGCAGAAAUAACAGCAGAAGUGUAUCUUUUUUUUGGCAAUAAAUUCACGUGUGGACGGUAGUGCUGUGUGGAUUUUUGCCUGAGCUUCCAAUAAGCGGCGCUAGGAGCACGAGCCAUCAACUACAUGUGAGUAAGUGCAAGUGAACUUUUGCAUCAGAAACGAGGGGGAAAGGGGAAGUUGUGCGCUUUCAUACAAGACGUGUCAAAUCAAGAAGUUACCCAGUGGAAAACUGUUGGCCCCGCUUUUCGCUGUGGAUUGGCUCUUCUGUGUCAAUAAGGCUUCGGACUGAGUCUUACAAGCAGCAGCGUACUGGGCUCAUUGAAAAAACAUUUGCCUGAUGGUUGUUCUGCAAAAUCGUACUCUGUAGCAAAUAAGAGGUUGAAAACAGUACCUUUGAUAAACAGAACGGUACGCGCUGAGGCCUAGAAAUAUUCGUAGUAGCAUCGUGAUUUGGGUCAGACCUUGCGUAUAUACCCGGGCGUAGUACCCUCGUGGAACGCCUUUUUUUACGCUGCUCAAACAUAGCGAAUUUAUUGGCCUACGCGCGCCAUACCAUGCGGGUGCGCAGUUUGGGCGAGACGGGUUUCCUUGCUCUCUCUCUUUGAUGUUCUUCUCCUUUUUCCAGGAUCCCGGAAUUUUCGCCGUCCGAGAUUUCCCGGGAACCUGUGCAACUCGUGCAACUUUUGCACGUUUUUGCUGCGAAUCACGAUGGUGCGGCCGAGUUGCACGGCGAGUUGCACGGUGCAACUCGCCGUGCAACUUUCCCAACAUUCCGCGCCGAACCAGGACGGCGCGGGCCUUCCGAGAUGUCCCGGAAACCUGUGCAACUCGUGCAACUUUUUCACGUUUUGCCUUGCGAAUCACGAUGGUACGCCCCGAGUUGCGCGGCAAGUUGCACGGUGCAACUCGCCGUGUAACUAUCCCAGCACUUUGCGCCGAACCAGGGCGGUAUGGGCCUUCCGAGAUGUCCCGGAAACGUGUGCAGCCCGUGCAACUUUUGCACGUUUUGCCCUGCGAAUCGCAAUGGUAUGGCCCGAGUUGCUAUCAAAUGUAAAAAUGUCUGGGUCUUGAAGAUUGCAACUUGUCAUGCUAAAUCUGCAGCAUGCAAAAAUCUGUGUUUCAUGAUUACCAAAAGUCGUCUAGUUUUGACCAAGUCUGGAGGUAGUUUCUCAUGCAGGAUAGGCAUUAGAAAGGUCUCGCAGAAUCUGUCAUGCUAGGUCCUGCAUUCCAGACCUCAUGAUUCAUGGAAAAGCAGCCUGACAAAUCGCGCAUUCUUCCAGACCCAGACACUUUUGCAUUUGAUAGUUGCACGGCAAGUCGUGCGGCAGGUCGCGCGCUGGCGCAUGUGGGCAGUAUUUCCGGCGCGCCCACGCUGCUGCGCGUGGGCGCAUGUGCGGGCGGUGUCCAUUUUGGCGCGCGGCGGCGCAUGUUGCCGACUUGUCGCGCCGACGCUGGUCAAGUGCUUGGCAGUAUCUUCCCCCCCGCCUUCGCUGGUUGUUUUGUGGUUGGGCUGGUUUGGUUGUGUGGUUGUCAAUACGCCAGAACGACAACUAUACGCCAGAACGACAACGCGCGGCCCCGCGGCUUGUCGUUCUGGCGUAUUGACAACCAACAACGGCCAGGCGUAUUCCACGAAAACAAAAGUCAAGCGGUCUUCCUAACCAACGCGCACACUAAUCACAGCCCAUUACGGCUGUUGCCCCUAAUUCUUGCAGAGGCCCCCCGCUCGCGCAGGCCGCCCCUGCCGAUCACCUCGGCACGCGCGGGCAGCACUUCCACGUCGGCGGCCGCACACAGCGCGUCAGCGUGCCCAACUCUGUGCCCGCCGUCCCACGUCACCGUCGCCCUGUGUUCAGGCGUUAUUCGCGGGCCUUUGUGUACGUCUGCCCUGCUCCAGCCGCGUACUUGUGGUUGGCCCCGCGCAGAGGCCUCCUAGGCGGGGCUACUGGUUCACUUCGGCCGCGUAUUUGCGGUUGGCCCCGCGAAGAGGCCUAGGCGGCGCUAUUGGUUCACUUCAGCCGCAGGCACGGGCCCCAUGAAUGUGUUGCCGCUUGGGACGGCAGGACACCAGGGCGAGCUCGUUGCCUGCGGCAGCGGGGCCGACUGCGCGGCGGGCCCCCGCUGCGUUUCCCCUGUUGCGGGCGCGGAGCGAUGUACACGACAGGAGGCCUUGCAUGCGAGUGGGAAACGAAGGCGGCGGACCCCGACCAACACGGAGGCCCCCCGCGGGCAGGUGAAAAAGUUGGGGGGGCCCCCAUCGGCACCGCUGGUAGAGGCCGGGGGCCCUCUGCGCGCGGGAGAGAAAGGCGGGGGGCCCCCUUGGGUACCAAAGGUGGAGGCCGGGGGCCCCCUGCGGGCGGGAGGGGCUUACCGCGGAGAAGGGCGGGGGCCCCCUCCGCCCUCCAGCGGGCGGCCCGGGAGAAGGGCGGGGGCCCCCUGCGGAGGCGGAACGGCGGGGGCCCCCUGCGGAGGCGGGAUGCCCAGCGGGCGAGAGGGCGGGAGGCGGGGGCCCCCUGUUUCACCAGGCGGGCGGCCCGGGAGAAGGGCGGGGGUGCCCUGCGGGGGCGGGAUGCGCAGCGGGCGAGAAGGCGGGAGGUGGGGGCCCCCUGUUUUCCCCGAUGGUAUGCUCGACACAAAAAUGGGACCCCUCAUCGUAGCAUCGUGAUUACAAAUCUAGGCCUCAGCACGUGCCGGCCUCUUGAUAAAAUAUAGAUAAUGAUUUGUAAAGUGAUUUCGCAGCGACCCUCUAAAAGCCCGAUGCAGAAGCGAGCGCUCCUGGGGAAAAACAGUUUUCUCAUCGUUAGGCUAGUAAAAUCUUGAGUCAAGAGAGUCCAUGUGAAGAAUAAAGACGGCUCGACUUGAAGGAUCCGCACAGCAGCACUGAUGCGUGUUUGCACAUUAUAAUUUUUAAGCCUUGGUCGUUUUUUGAGCCUCUGGAUUAUCGGGGUGGGCCAGCUAUGAUAGUACACUCAGCAUGCAAUACACGAAAUCGGACUCGAUCUUGACUCAGGAUUUUGCCGUGAUAUCGCAUGCAGUCCCUGAAGCCGAAGGAGGACAGCACAGAAAACGAGGAGCGGACGAAGCUCGACGAAAUACGAGGGACACCGAUGGACGUGGGAACCCUCGAAGAAUUCAUAGACGAAAAUCACGUUAUCGUCUCCACCGCCGUGGGCCCGGAAUAUUACGUCAAUUUGCUCAGCUUCGUUGACCGAAAUCAACUCGAACCGGGGAGCACGAUUCUCAUGCAUCACAGGGUAAGUGAUAGUGAAACUGAAAGUGAGUGUAUUUUUUUGCUGUGGUCCGCAGCAAGGAGUGAACAUUUAGAUUUACGUUUAUACCAUCAGCAUAUGACAUGACUAUUGAAUGAAAUCAACCGUGUACUAUCAGGCAAUGAGCGUGAUUGGGAUAUUAGGAGACGAUGUGGACCUAUCACAAGGAAAAACCAUACGAUCGCAGCUCCAAUCGUCGCUUCGCAAGAAUUAUUUGUGCAUGUAUUAUUUGUGCAUGUACAAAAUCAAGUGUUCAACUACAUACUGCUUCUGGUAUCAAAUGCCAGGAUUGCAAGCUGGUUUGCUCUUUUUUUGAGAAAGUGAAGGAAAACUGUCUUAUCUCGACGAAUUUUGUCAUGGAGCAAACAAAAGAUGCGACAUGGGGCAACAACAGGGUUUUUCCAUCCUAUAGGCUCCGCUCGUGAACGUGAUGAAGGUUGACAAGGUAUCGUAAUGAAAAUUGUAGUCUUCCUGUGCCGCUGCAUGAAAUACGAAGUUUGUCAUGCGACGAAGCAGAAUGUCAAUAUUCCUACUUCGGAUUCUUUCAUCUAGCCUUGUGUUAGGCCGUCGAAUGAUGAUCUAUCGCGAGACUAAGUACUUGAAAGAGUUAUCGACCUGGUAGUGCUAUGAUAGAUAGCACUACGCGGAUAAGUUCUUCAGCUUCGUAGAUAUCUGCCGAACAAGCGGUAGAUGAGAAUGUUCGUUGCGAUACUCUGCCCCACUGGAGUCGUAUGCGGACAUAGGAGGGCUGGAAGAUCAAAUCCAGGAAAUCAAAGAGGCCGUGGAGCUCCCCUUGACCCACCCGGAGUUGUACGAGGACGUGGGAAUCAAGCCCCCCAAGGGGGUCAUUCUCUGGGGACCGCCCGGUACGGGGAAGACGCUGCUCGCGAAAGCCGUGGCCAACGAGACCAGCGCCACCUUUCUGCGGAUCGUCUAUCCGGCGUGAAACUUGCUGUGGCCAUAGGAAGAAGCUGCGUGCAUAGGGUCGUGGGAAAAUGGAAGAAAAUUUUAUUAUGUGCGGGUGUUUUAUUCAUUCUGGAACGUCGACGAUUAGUUGAUAAGAAAAACUAAGAAGAGAUUAUUGCAUGGUCAGGUUCUCUCAUGGCGUAGUGAUGACAAGUUUUCAUUUUUUUUUUCUCUUAACUGAAGUAGCUGGCCUAGCGCCGUAGUUUGCUCUUUUAGAAAAUAAAAGGAGCAACCAAUUACAGCUUUGCUUUUUCCAGACCUGCACCUUGCAUCAGAAGUCGUUUCUCUCACCACGCGAACUGCAUAGUAGGGGGCGCCACACAGCAAGUUUUCCUAGCACAUUCCCGGCUCCGAGCUGAUUCAGAAGUACCUCGGCGACGGCCCCAAGCUGGUGCGCGAAAUGUUCCGCGUCGCACAAGUAUGGAGAGAAAAAAUGAGCUUUGAGGAACUCGUUCUCUACUGGUAACACAGAGAGUGCAUCUGCAUGCGAUACUAGUACAACUCAUCGUUUGAUGCAUCUACGACCUCCUGCUCCGCUACGAAUAUUUGCAUCAAGUAUCAGUAAGUAUUUCGGAAUAGAUUAUUGUGCAGCAGUAAAUGACUGCUGCUGCUGGGACACCGACGGUGAUGAAACGAAACUGUUCGUCAGGUGUAGCGACGUAAAAGAACAAACCGGGGAACUGAAUGCAUUUUGUGCUUACAAAAAGAAAAACGAUUAUGCUGCAUAGAGGCGGAACUUGAACUUCACGAAUCGAAAAAAUCCUCAAAGUGAAUCUUUUUCCCAUCCAUACUGCGAGCACUCUCCAAGUAUCAUCUUCAUGGACGAGAUCGACGCCGUGGCGACCAAAAGGUACAGCUCUUCUUGGUAUUUUCUGUCAUGAGCGCCGUCGCUAAUUUUGACGAGGUAGAUGAUCUUCAUGUAGCCGAUAGCGAUUUCCUUACAAACAUAUAAUAUCAUUCGAAUGCUGGUAGAAAUUGAGAUGUGAAAUUGCAGGUAUGACACAACCUCCGGUGGGGAGAAGGAAAUCCAGCGAACACUCCUGGAACUGUUGAACCAGCUGGACGGCUUCGACGACCGGGGAGAAGUGAAGGUAGUUUUCCUCACACAUAGCAUUCAAUUCUCCGCAUAAAUAGCAUAGCGCUGUGCUCGAAAUUCGUCAUUUUUGGGUUCUUGCUGUUAUUGGUCGCAGGCGAACAUAGAAGUAUGACAACCACAAAUGUCAUUCUCAGCGAGAUAGCAGCAGAAUAAAAUGAAAAAUUCCAUCUGCAGGUGAUUAUGGCGACUAACCGUAUCGACACUCUGGACCCGGCGCUGAUCCGCCCCGGGCGGAUUGAUCGCAAAAUCGAGUUUCCAGCGCCAGACGAGAAGACCAAACGGCGAAUACGGUGCGGAAAUCUGCUAGCACAGCAUAAAAUUUGUCUUUCAUGUGAAGUUCUUCCGCAUUAGUAUGCAUCGCGCCUUUAGGACAAGAAUCAAGAGAUACAUCUUUCUGACGCUCGCAGCAUGCCCACUCUGCGCCUUCUUGCAUUCAUGCAUGCAUAAAGGAAAAGAGAGAACACCCCUCGAUAGCGCGAGACAUCAAAACAUGUUGGUCUAGCAGUUUUCCGAAGGAUCUUGAAUUUUCCAUAUUCACACUUCCAAGAUGACCCUGCACGACGACGUAAACAUAGAAGAGUUUGUGCUGGCCAAGGACGUAUGAAUUGCAAAAAUGUCGGGAGCGGGGAGAUAACGAAGAUGAUAGAUACAUCGAUGUCAUGGUUGUGUAAGAGUCUUUAACACUUGCGGCGCGCAUAAGCAAGACAUACAUAGGACUCACGUAGGGGAGCCGUUAUGCGUCUCUCGCGUUCUUUUGCCGUGCAAAAUAAAUCGAAAUCAUGAUGAUCACAUACUGUUGCAAUCUUCUCUGGCUAAUCUUGUCGGGGCUUCCACUUUUGUGGAGUUUGCAAAAGUGAUGUUGGUCAGGUUUUCCUUCGUGAAACAUUGUAUCUGCACGAGCACACAGUCGUCUUCUCGCCCCGGACAUGUUUGCACGGGACAACUCGACCUCUCUGGAGCUGACAUCAAGGCGAUCUGCAUGGAAGCGGGUAUGCUAGCGCUGCGGGAGCGACGGAUGAAAAUCACGCAGGCCGAUCUCCGGAAGGCCAAGGAAAAGGCUCUGUACAAGAAAAAGGGGAACGUUCCAGACGGCAUGUAUCUGUAGAAUACAAAACACAACUACAGUUACAUACAACAUAAAGGUCUACUUGCUUGCAGUUCGCUGAAUAGAAGCUGCUAUUCGCACUGAUUACGAGGUCAGCACCAGCGCGGAUGCGGGCGGAACGAAUUUUUUAAACAAGCGCCAUGAAUCGUCGCCGUUGCAAGGACUUACGGUUGUACUUGUCUUCAUCAAGACGACGCGAACGACGAAUGUGAUGUAGAUCCUACGUACGGCAUGCGACUUUUUCAACGAAGAUAGCAGUCACCUAAUGUCCGCGUCUUCCUGUUGGCGAUCAGUUGUUGUGGCCAUGGAGGCACAGGCUGGCACGAAUGUGGACUUUCACUAGUUUACGAAAGUGAAGAUGCAUCAUCCCGUGCUCGUCACGGGAAAGAUGAUUCAUUCCGCGACACCUGGUUGAAUUGUUAGCCAACUACACGACGAAGUAACGAAAUCAGCAGAAAAGAU
Molecule: messenger RNA, 8270 nt
Organism: Amoebophrya sp. A120
Lineage: Eukaryota; Dinophyceae; Syndiniales; Amoebophryaceae
Source: the annotation of a GenBank genome assembly